UCAGCCCCGCACGGCCUCAGUCUGGGGCUGUGGAUCGAUCGCUAGUCUGGUUGUGUACGGAGACAGAGCAGUGUCCCGUAUAGGAGCCCAAGCCGCGCCCGGGGAUGGAUUGCGCCGAGCCCUCCAGCUGGCAGCCAUGAUGAUCCUGACAAGGAAGCCCGAGGGCCCCAUCACAGCAGUGAGAUACAGAGAUGGAUUGUAUGAUUCCUACAUGAGGCUUGAUCAGGUGGCAGCGCAGGAUGCUGCAGGAGACAAAGAGAGCCCCUCCGCCCUCCCGUCAAUCGGAAGACUUGCUAUAAGUGGAAAUAAAUCCACCAUGAAGGAUCAUCAGCAAGUCAAGGUUCAGCAAUUAUUUGAGGACUCUGGCAACCGUAGAGUCAGUGCUGGACUACCGGGGACGGAUAGUGCUUUACCAGUUUUGACUAAAGAAAAGAGUUCCGACAGUUCAGGCACAUCAAAAUCAAGUGACAGCUCCACCAAGUCUUCUAAAGCCACAUAUUUGAGUCCAGAACAUGCACUGAAGCAAUACAAACAUCAGCUAACUACUUAUGAACUUCAGGAAAUCGGCAACUUUACAGAAGUAUAUUUUAUAGGCCCAAGUGCAAAAAAGAGGCAAGGUGUUGUAGGAGGUCCUAAUAAUGGAGGGUAUGAUGAUGACCAAGGAGGGUAUACAUUGGUGCCACAUGACCAAAUAUCUUAUCGCUAUGAGGUGUUGAAGGUUAUUGGAAAAGGUAGCUUUGGGCAGGUGGCAAAAGUUUAUGACCACAAACUCCACCAGCAUUUGGCUCUUAAGAUUGUCCGCAAUGAGAAGAGAUUCCAUCGCCAGGCAGCCGAAGAGAUACGUAUCCUCGAACAUCUUAAGAAACAGGAUAAGACCGGGAAUAUGAAUGUAAUACAUAUGUUGGAAAGUUUUACCUUCCGCAAUCACAUUUGCAUGACUUUUGAGUUGCUGAGCAUGAACUUGUAUGAACUGAUUAAGAGAAACAAAUUCCAAGGUUUCAGUCUACAGUUAGUUCGUAAAUUUGCUCAUUCAAUCCUUCAAUGCUUGGAGGCCCUGCACAGGAACAAAGUCAUCCAUUGCGACCUUAAACCAGAAAACAUUUUACUUAAACAACAAGGCCGCAGUGGAAUCAAAGUUAUUGACUUUGGUUCUAGUUGCUUUGAGCAUCAAAGAGUGUACACGUAUAUACAGUCUCGGUUCUAUCGGGCUCCAGAGGUCAUACUGGGAAGCCGUUAUGGCAUGCCCAUUGAUAUGUGGAGCUUUGGGUGCAUUUUAGUGGAGCUUUUGACUGGCUACCCAUUGUUUCCAGGGGAAGAUGAAGGAGAUCAGUUGGCAUGCAUGAUGGAGCUCCUUGGAGCACCACCUCCAAAGCUGGUAGAACAAGCCAAGAGAGCAAAGAAUUUUGUCAACUCUAAGGGAUAUCCUCGUUACUGCACAGUGACCACGCUUCCCAAUGGAUCUGUGGUCUUGAAUGGAAGUAGGUCACGUAGGGGAAAGAUGCGUGGUGCUCCUGGGAGCAAGGACUGGGUGGCAGCAUUAAAGGGUUGUGAAGAUGCUCUUUUUAUAGACUUUUUAAAAGGUUGCUUGAACUGGGAUCCAACAGCACGAAUGACCCCAAGUCAAGCACUACGACACCAGUGGAUUUGCAAGAGGAUGCCUAAACCCCCUGUCAUGGACAAGUCCUCAGGAAAAAGGAUUACCAGCCAUACCAGCUCUUUCCCAGGGAUUAGCUCCAAGUUACCUCCUGUAGUGGGUGUGGCCAAUAAAUUAAGAGCUAAUUUAAUGAAUGACUCUAAUGGGAGCAUACCACUUCGAACUGUUUUACCCAAGCUAGUCAGCUAAUCCUCACCAAUAUUAAGCACAGCAAUGAGAACAUUUUUAACCAACAUAACUGAGGGAUUUUAAGCAUUUAAAUUUUUUUUAAAAAUGUAUGAAACAAGAUGAAAAUAUUUGGCUAUGUAAAGUCAGGAUUUCUUCAUUUAAUUCUGUUUUAAAGGGCUAAGCAUUUCAAUCACCAUCUGAUACACACUUGAGUCUUUUUGUUAUCGGUCAGUAUGUUCUUCCUAGGAACAUGUAAAGCAAUAAUAGAAAAAUGAAGGUGUGCGUAUAGACAAUUUCUGUUUACUUGUCAGAGAUGUUAAUUCAGCCAUUACGUAGUAGGAGGUACCAAAAAUUCCAGUUUUUGCCCACAUUUGCCUGCUUCAGGUUGGCUAAAUGUGCAGUUUGCCAAAGUUGACAAACAUAAGGAAUAGAAAGACUUUUGACCAUGAGCUAGAGUAGCUAAGCGCUGUUUAAUGUGCCACUUUAGUUUACGAAGGACUGGUGAGGGCCACAUUUUCACUUUUAAUACCCCCUCCCCAAUUCAUUUUAAUAUUUCUACAUUUACUUUUGCUUUGAUAACAGUAAUUCCCAUCAUCGAGUGCAGUUACUGAGACUUUGCCAGAUAUGUAAUAACCUGAGUCCUGUCCUUAGGAGGUUGAACAUUGUAGACCUUCUACUUUGUUUUUUAUGCUGGCCAUACUGUUUAGAUAGCUGCUGGCCAAAGAAGUGAACAAGCUUACAAGCUAUAUCUCCUGGACCCCCAUCUCCCCCUCCCCAUACAGAUGUACGCACAGGUCGGAUAAGCAUGCAUAUAUUCUGAAUGGGGAGAGGGGCAGGUGUCUGGCAGCAGCCUUACCUCUCCUGAGACCAAAAGGAUCAGGCUGUCAGAAGAAAGUUGGACCACCACAAUACAUGGUGGUAAUCCAACUGGAAUAGUCAGGUUAUCUGAUGUUUAUGGCCAGCUUUUCUCGUAUUUUCCGUCUGUUCAGACAGUCAGACUUUUUAGAAAAAAUAUAGAAAAAAAAUCUAUUUCUAAAUAUCCCUGUUCUUUAAGGGCUCAGUCAGAUAUGCGAUAUGAACAUCCGGGUGUUGUCCAUGUGUAAAACAUACAGCACCUGGACUGAAUAAUGGCUCAAUUCACAUGGGUGGUUUUCCACAUGGACCAUCGUUCCGUGUAGAGAUCGCAUCAUGCACAGUUUAGGUCAGAUUCUUUGCAUAAAUUUCGCCCAUUCAUUCUAGUGACUGGGUGCACAAGAAAAAUAGGCCACGUACGGACACCAUCCAUGUGCGGUCCAUUUAAAUUAUUAUUAUUUUUUUCAGCCAGUUCACUAAUAGGUUUUAGCUCAAUCGUCUUAAUGAGACCUUAAACGGUCUCCAAACCAAGACACUGUCAGAUGCCUGUAGCCCACAACUAAAACAAUGAUGUGCAGCUGGCAUUUCUCUAUUACCCCUGUCAUUGCCAAGACCUUGUUUAUCCAAAUGAUCUCCUUUUAGUUUUAAGCCAUGUACCCUCUCAAACUUCACUUCAGAUCCAGUGCCACUACUUCUCAUAGUGUGUUGAAGGUCAGGAGCUGAAUGCUGAAUUCCCAUAUGCAGUUUUUGAGCCAGACAUGGAAAUUGAUCCUAAAUGGAAUGAUUUAAGGGCCCUUUUACAUGCGCCGACAAGUGAACAGAUUAUCGCCAACUAGUGUUACUAGUAAUGCUCAUUAGCGAUGAUCGGGCUGUAUAAAUGCACCGCUGAUUACCCAAUGAACGAGCAGCACAGAAGAUCAUGGUUUACCAGUGGCAGAUUGUGCUAUGUACACAUGAUCUGCUUCCGGGAAACAAUAAGUCGUUAUGGGGAAGAGCGACGGCAUUAGCCAUGGCCCCUACCCAUGUUCUGGAGGAGAUGGCUGCAUGUAAAUGCACUGAUCUCCUCUAUUGAUCAGCUGAUUGUCGUCCCGUUUAAAGGAACCUUUAGGCCACUUUCAAACAGUCAAUGUUUGAUCACUGAUUUCCAUCAGUGAUUGUGAGCCAAAACCAGGAGUGGAAGCUACACAGAAAUAAAGUGUAACAGAAAGAUUUGCACAUUUUCAUUGUUUUUGACCCGCACCUGGUUUUGGCUCACAAUCACUUAUGGAAAUCACUGACCAAACACUGUGUGAAAUCGACCUUAUAUUUUUCCUCCUUUUGGAGCCAAUUGGGUGUUUGACUUAAAAAAAAUUACAUCUUAAACUUCAGGUAGAAAUCUAGUCUCAGGCCUUGUUGCUUUGUGCAUGAGAAAGGGACUGUUAAAUGUCAAUGUGUCAUGAUGACGUCCCUAUGUGAAGCAGAUGAAGUGACCUGUGGCUAGUGAUGUCCAUUCCAGCUUCAAUGUGUCACAUAUUUAUGGCUGUUAGCAGUCUACUGAGGAGCAAAACAAUGCUUAUGGCAAUCCUAGAGUACUUGGUGCUAUGUCAAGAGUUGAAUGGUCAUUGAGGUGCAGUGCUCCAUUUGUGGAUCAAAUGAGCAAUCUGAUAUAUUCCUACAGUGUGAGAGACUUGAAUGGAAAGCUAAAAUAUAAAUGCAUCCCCUGAAGAACUAAGACAUUUUUUUUAAUGGUAAAUAACCUACAUGUGUAAAGUCAUUCCUGUUAAGGAUACGGGCAGAAUUACCUGAUGUCAAUGUAUGUUAGAUUUGAUGGUUCAUCCUCAGAAGAGUUUGCUGUGCAUUUGUAUAUUCGAGAAGAAGUCUGCCCUAGACUCUUUUAUACUUUUUUUUUUUUUAUGGCAUGCUUGGAUGCGGUGUGGAAUUUUAGUUUGGGGUUAGAAAAAAUUUGGCUGAUAAAACAUUGCAGUUGGUAUCGGAAUAUCUUACACAGUUUGUCUGAUAUACUCUGCUUUGGCUUCAGUUUUUAACCUAUUUGUAUUUUAACCAGAAUUCUUUUUUAUUUAUUUUUUUCAAUCGUCAUUGACCCUUCUUCUGUCUACAUAAAGACACUAGAUUUUAAAUGCUUGGUCAUAACCACCAUACUAGGACAAUCCAUUUUUAAAGGAAUCUAUAUGGGGGGAUAAUAUGAAAUGAAGUCCACUCCCCAUCCCUUGGAUCCUGGUGCAAACAGCACCAAACAUAACCCCUUCUAACAUGUCAU
Bufo bufo (common toad) is the source of this 4931-nucleotide messenger RNA. It is a transcript of the gene DYRK3, whose product is annotated as dual specificity tyrosine phosphorylation regulated kinase 3. Gene Ontology annotation, molecular function: protein serine/threonine/tyrosine kinase activity; ATP binding; protein serine/threonine kinase activity. Gene Ontology annotation, biological process: peptidyl-threonine phosphorylation; cytoplasmic stress granule disassembly; peptidyl-serine phosphorylation. Bases 137 to 1843 code for a protein of 568 amino acids. NCBI's taxonomy places the organism in Eukaryota, Metazoa, Chordata, Amphibia, Anura, Bufonidae. Gene Ontology annotation, cellular component: nucleus. The record is from RefSeq and is a predicted model, not a curated record. The transcript has 3 exons.